AUGCUUCAUAAGAUUGUGGAUGUUCUAAGUGGCCAUGAUGAGAACAAGAACAUGAUGAGUGGAAAAGUGGUUUUGAUGAAGAAAAAUGUGUUGGAUUUUAAUGAUUUUAGUGCUUCUAUUAUUGAUAAUAUUCAUGAGUUUUUGGGGAAGAAGGUUUCUCUCCAACUUGUAAGUGAUGUUAAGCUUGAUUCUGGCAAUGGCAUGAAAGGAAAACUUGGGAAGCCUGCAUAUUUGGAAGACUGGAUUACCACAAACACAUCAUUGACAGCAGGCGAAUCGACAUUCAAAGUUGCAUUUGAUUCGGACGAUGUCGGUGAUAUUGGAACACCAGGAGCAUUUCUAAUCAAGAAUAAUCAUCAUAGUGAAUUCUACUUAAAAAGCUUGACACUAGAAAAUGUUCCAGGCCAAGGUGUUAUUCAUUUUAUUUGCAACUCUUGGGUAUACCCUGCACAAAAAUAUCAAAAGGAUCGAGUUUUCUUCGCGAACAAGACGUAUCGUCUAAGUGAAACGCCGAAGGGACUUGUUAAGUAUAGAGAAGAAGAACUAGAGACUUUAAGAGGGAAUGGAAAUAAUGUGCAACUCGAAGAAUGGGAUAGAGUUUAUGAUUACGCGUACUAUAAUGAUUUGGCUGAUCCUGAUAAAGGUUCAGAAUAUGUUCGUCCGGUUCUUGGAGGGUCUAGCGAAUAUCCUUACCCUCGGAGAGGAAGGACUAGUAGACCGCCUGCCAAGUCAGAUGCUAAUAGUGAGAGUAGAUUGAAGCUUGCGAUGAGCUUAGACAUCUAUGUUCCGAGGGAUGAAAGAUUUGGUCAUAUCAAAUUGGCUGAUUUUCUGGCUUAUGCAUUGAAAGCCAUUGCUCAAGUUAUCCAACCUGAACUGGAAGCUCUAUUUGACAACACUCCUAAUGAGUUUGAUACCUUUGAAGAUGUGCUUAAACUCUAUGAGGGUGGGAUUAAGGUGCCCGAGGGCGUUCUUAAGGUAAUUAGAGAUAAAAUCCCUGCAGAGAUACUCAAAGAAAUUCUUAGAACGGAUGGUGAAAGAUUGCUCAAAUAUCCCGUUCCUCAAGUGAUUAAAGAGGAUAAAUCUGCAUGGAGAACCGACGAGGAAUUCGCUAGAGAAAUGCUGGCUGGUGUAAAUCCUGUCAUAAUCCAUUGCCUGCAGGAAUUCCCACCAAAAUCUAAUCUAGAUCCUAAAAUCUAUGGCGAUCAAUCUAGUACAAUAAAGAAAGAACACGUCGAGAGCAACCUGGAUGGACUCACAAUUGACGAGGCAAUUGCGCAAAAGAAGGUGUUUAUAUUGGAUCACCAUGACGCGCUUAUGCCAUACUUGAGAAGAAUAAACUCAACUACUACGAAGACUUACGCUAGCAGGACGAUCCUAUUCUUGCAAAACAACGGAACUUUGAAGCCACUGGUCAUUGAACUGAGCUUGCCACAUCCCGAAGAAGAUCAAAAGGGUGCCAUUAGUGAAGUCUACAUUCCUGCAGAAAAUGGCGUCGAAAAUUCCAUCUGGCAGUUGGCUAAAGCUUAUGUAGCAGUAAAUGACUCUGGCUAUCACCAACUUAUCAGCCACUGGUUGCAUACUCAUGCGGCGAUUGAGCCAUUCGUUAUAUCUGCAAACAGGCAACUUAGCGUGCUUCACCCGAUUCAUAAACUAUUGUAUCCUCACUUCCGCGACACAAUGAAUAUAAAUGCACUCGCGCGUCAAAUCCUCAUCAAUGCAGGUGGCAUUCUAGAGGCCACAGUUUUUCCAGCCAAGUAUUCGAUGGAGAUGUCAUCCGCGCUUUAUAAAGACUGGACUUUCCCCGAACAAGCACUACCCGUAGAUCUUAUCAAAAGAGGAAUGGCUAUUGAAGAUUCAUCGUCACCGCAUGGUCUUCGACUAUUGAUCAACGAUUACCCUUACGCGGUUGACGGGCUAGAGAUUUGGUUUGCCAUCAAUACAUGGGUUCAAGACUAUUGUUCCUUCUACUACAAGACUGAUGAAACAGUGAAAAAAGAUGUAGAACUACAAUCUUGGUGGAAGGAGUUAAUCGAAAAAGGCCACGGUGACAAGAAAGACGAGGCGUGGUGGCCAAAGAUGCAAACAGUUAAAGAGUUGAUUGACACUUGCACAAUCAUUAUAUGGAUUGCUUCUGCUCUACACGCAGCUGUAAACUUCGGACAAUAUCCUUAUGCAGGUUACUUGCCAAACAGGCCAACGAUAAGUCGAAAGUUCAUGCCUGAGAAAGGAACUGAAGAUUAUGAUGAACUCGUGGCGAAUCCUGAUAAGGCUUUCUUGAAAACAAUCACAGCGCAAUUGCAGACACUCGUUGGCAUUUCGCUUAUAGAGCUAUUGUCUACACAUUCUUCUGAUGAGGUCUAUCUUGGACAAAGAGAUGCUGAGAAUUGGACAAAUGAUGCUGAGGCUUUGGAAGCAUUUGAGAGAUUUGGAAAGAAGUUGAAGGAGAUUGAAGAGAGGAUUGUAGCUAUGAAUGGUGAUGUUAGUUUGAAAAAUAGAGUUGGAGAAGUUAAAGUUCCAUACACUUUGCUUUAUCCUACUGGUGAAAAUGGAUUAAGUGGUAAAGGCAUUCCCAAUAGUGUAUCCAUAUGA
Molecule: messenger RNA, 2589 nt
Organism: Vicia faba (fava bean)
Lineage: Eukaryota; Viridiplantae; Streptophyta; Magnoliopsida; Fabales; Fabaceae
Source: the annotation of a GenBank genome assembly